UCAGCCACCUCGAACACAAAAAAAACAGAAUGAAUAAUAACAAAAUGUUUGGAGUUGAAGCCAAUUGCAGGCUCAUAUGGGUUCAAUCUCCCAUUGUUUCCAGACCCAAAAUUUGUUUACUCAAAACGAAAUCAAAUCCCAACUUACACUUGGAUUUGGGUCAAACCCACUAUUCCUCUGCCUUCUUAUCCCCAUUUUCUCUGCAUUUCACUCUUCCCAAAAAGAACACAACUCGGACCCAUUUCACCAUUAGUGCUUCCUCAACUUCAGUUGGAAAUGCAGAAUACACUGAGGAGCCUGCUACCAAAGUGAAAUUUCAGGCAACUUUGAAUUUGCCAGGUUGCUCAAGUUCUUUGUCAUUGCUUGGAACAGGAGUCAGGGAAAAGAUUUUUGCAAUUGUUGGUGUUAAGGUCUAUGCUGCAGGCCUUUAUGUAAACCCUGAUGUUUUUAGUAAAUUGGACUCGUGGAGAGGGCGAUCAGUUGCUGAACUUCAAGAGGAUCCGUCUUUGUUUAGCUCAAUUUUUCAAGCGCCUUUGGAAAAAUCAUUACAGAUUGUUCUUGUUAGAGACAUAGAUGGUAAAACCUUCUGGGAUGCCUUGGAUGGUGCCAUUUCUCCAAGAAUCAAAUCACCAACUCCUGUUGAUGAAUCUGCUCUGCUCACAUUUCGUAGUAUCUUCCAAGGGCGGCCUCUUAAAAAAGGAACUGGCAUAUAUUUGAGUUGGCUAGACCCGUCCAAAAUGCUUGUUUCUGUUUCAACAGACGGGAUUCCAUCUAGUGUGGAUGCUACGGUUGAAUCAGGAAAUGUGAGUAGUUCUCUCUUUGAUGUAUUCUUUGGAGAUGUUCCAGUUUCUCCCUCCCUGAAAGCUUCCGUCGCCAAUGGGAUAGCGAAAAUCCUCAAGUAGUUUCUUUCUCAACAUCUGUGGUGUUGUAUGGGGGCAACAAAAAGCGAUGUGAACAAUGUUUUACUUGUAACGAUGCUAAGAGCACCAGUUGCCAUAGCAGGGUUCUUAGAUGAUUUUGCUACCGUUCAACUUCAACUUUCUUUAUGGUUUGUGUUACUGUGAAUCAGAAAACUUAAACGUAUAAUUUUUGUUAACGUUUGGCAAGAAUUCAGUAAUAAUGAUUUACAUCCUUCUUUUU
This is a messenger RNA of Humulus lupulus (European hop), 1140 nucleotides long. RefSeq names its product fatty-acid-binding protein 3, chloroplastic. Gene Ontology annotation, biological process: fatty acid metabolic process. Gene Ontology annotation, cellular component: chloroplast stroma. NCBI's taxonomy places the organism in Eukaryota, Viridiplantae, Streptophyta, Magnoliopsida, Rosales, Cannabaceae. The coding region runs from base 30 to 902 and encodes 290 amino acids. The transcript is spliced from 6 exons. The record is from RefSeq and is a predicted model, not a curated record. Gene Ontology annotation, molecular function: fatty acid binding; intramolecular lyase activity.